AUGCCUGUUCAUAGUCAGAGCUUUCUUCCUUUUUUUCCUUUUUUUUACCCCUCCUCCUUUUCACCCCUCCUCCUUUUCACCACCACGACCACAACCACCACCACCACCAGCAUCAUCAUCAUCACCACCACCAUCACUAGAGACAGAGAUCUGAAUCCUUCUCGUAUCUUUUCUUUCUCUGUCCACUCACCAUUUGUCCUUCCCUCUCUAAUGAACUUGUCAAGUGAGAUCUAUCUAUCUAUCUAUCUAUCUAUCUAUGUUCCUAUCUGUCUUUGUAACUAUUUCAGCCUGUUCCUAUCUCUCUCUCUCUCUCUCUCUAUCUAUCUAUCUAUCUAUGUUCCUAUCUGUCUUUGUAUCUAUCUCACUACCUCAAUAUGUUCAUAUCUAUCUAUCUAUCUAUCUAUCUAUCUAUCUAUCUAUCUAUGUUCCUAUCUGUCUUUGUAUCCUCUCAGCCUAUUCCUAUCUCUCUCUCUCUCUCUCUCUAUAUAUAUAUAUCUAUCUAGCUACCUCAAUCUGUUCAUUAUCUAUCUAUCUAUCUAUCUAUCUAUCUAUCUAUCUCAGUCCAUCCAUUAUCUAUCUUGUUCAUAUCUAUCUAUCUAUCUAUCUAUCUAUCUAUCUAUCUAUCUAUCUAUCUAUCUAACUACUGUUCAUAGACAGUUCAUAUCUGUUUGUUCUAUCUAUCUAUCAGAUCUAUCUAUUAAUCUCUUAUCUUAUCUAUCUGUCUGUCUAUCUAUUCAUCUAUCUAUCUAUCAUCUAUCAUCUUUAUCUAUCUAUUUGUUCUAUCUAUCUAUUCAGAUCUGUUCAUUAUUCAUCUAUCUAUCUAUCUAUCUAUCUAUCUAUCUAUCUCAGUUUGUUAAUAUCUAUCUAUCUAUCUAUCUAUCUAUCUAUCUAUCUACUCCUGUUUAUAUCUGUCUGUUCAUAUCUAUCUAUCUAUCUAUCUAUCUAUCUAUCUAUCUAUCUAUCUAUGCGAAAGUUAAUUCUAUCUAUCUAUCUGAGUCUGUUCAAAUCUAUCUAUCUAUCUAUCUAUCUUUCUAUCAUAGAUUUAUCUAUCUAUCUAUCUAUCUAUCUCAGUUUGUUAAUAUCUAUCUAUCUAUCUGCUAUCUAUCUAUCUAUCUACUGUUUAUAGACAGUUCAUAUUUAUUUGUUCACCAUCUACAGAUCUAUCUAUUAAUCUCAUCUAUAUCUUCUUAUCUAUCUAUCUAUCUAUCUAUGAAUAAAAAUGACAAUAGGAAAACUGAAAUUUUCAUAUCUAUCUAUCUAUCUAUCUAUCUAUCUAUCUAUCUAUCUAUCUAUCGCAGUCUAUUCAUAUCUAUCUAUCUAUCUAUCUAUCUAUCUAUCUAUCUAUCUGUGUCAGUCAGUUCGUAUCUAUCUGUGUUCGUAAUUGUCACUAUCUAUUCUAUCUAUCUAUUGUUGAAGUACCAAAAGUUUUCUAUCUACUAA
Molecule: messenger RNA, 1440 nt
Organism: Acanthosepion pharaonis
Lineage: Eukaryota; Metazoa; Mollusca; Cephalopoda; Sepiida; Sepiidae
Source: the annotation of a GenBank genome assembly